Molecule: messenger RNA, 3306 nt
Organism: Monosiga brevicollis MX1
Lineage: Eukaryota; Choanoflagellata; Craspedida; Salpingoecidae
Exons: 9
Coding region: 1-3033 (1010 amino acids)
Cellular component (GO): membrane-bounded organelle
Molecular function (GO): RNA binding; disulfide oxidoreductase activity
Source: RefSeq, a predicted model, not a curated record
AUGGACGAUCCAUCGGAUGACCUGCAGCGGUUGCAUCUUGUGGAAAGAGCCACUGGGCAGUCUGAAAGCGAAGGGCAAGCCACCCAAAGUGAGCCUGAAACGCGCCGAGCAGAGCCAGCAGCCGAAGCACACGAAGAGCGCGCAGAGCCAGCAGCCGAAGCGCACGGAGCCGAGGCCAGAGCGCGCGAAGCCGAGGCCAAAGCGCGCAUAGCCGAGGCCGAGGCCGAAACUGCGCGGCUGUACGCCGAAGAGCGCAAAGCCGCGCGCCUCGAAAAGAAACGGACGUUGUGCAGUGAAAAGCUCGCAAUUUUGGAAAACAUCUUUUGCGGCCUCACUGCGACCCACAACAUGGCCCUGCGAAAGAAGAUGAUGGCAUUCAGUGAUGAUGCAUUUGAGGACCUUGUCGUCCGUCUUAUCAACAACGAAACCUCACCCCAGACGAUGAAGAAACAUUUUCCCUUGAAAGGCUUUACGUGGCAAACAAGAGAAUCAGUUGCUAACGCGAUGCCCUCAGUAGCGCCCUCAUCUACCCCGACUCUGACCGAUGCAUAUGAAAAGCUCGGUUGCAUCGUCGCAGAGCUUCCCUGCAGCCACCACUACUACGCAGCGAAAAUCGUCAAGCGCAUCGAUGAGCUUUGCGCGGAUGGCAAGCGGACGAUCGACGAGAAGUUGAUUGAAGACCUCAAGUGGGCGGUCGAUGUUGAGCGACAUUCCCGAUUGUCUCAGCUCCAGCGGGAGAGCGACAUUUCUUCCCGACUGACUAUCGUGCUGCAGCACCACUUUGGCCUGGACUUUGUCCAUCAAUAUUCGAUUGGCGACAAGAACACCCAUGUCGAUUGGGCGGGCUUUGACCAGAACCACCACGUUGUUGUCAUGGGCGAGUGCAAAAAGGACAAGCAGCCUUUCCAUCAAUAUGGAGGACAGGUUGCCAAUGAACUCGAGCGACUGGGAGCCAUUGCUACACGGUAUGAGAGCGACAGCGAGUCCAAUGGACUGGAUGGCCGGAAGUCCACAGAGUGGCCCAUUGUCAACAUCAACGUGGUGGGAGACCAUGACCUCUGCGAGAAAGAUUUGCAAUUGCACAAAUCGUUUGGUCCCAGCGUGCAGGUCUACAGCGACGAGAAGCAACUCGAGGUGUUGUACAAGCACUUUGACUACUGGGGUCGCUUGUCAGGCCUCUGCAGUGCUUUGAGCAAUGGCUUACGUGCCGCAGAUUGCCGCCACCCGCCCGACGGCCGAAUCCUGGAAAAGCUCGCUCAACUGGAUGUGACGGGCUCCUUCUAUCAGGAGUGGAAGGUGACGAAGCUUGCAACUGCCGUGCAUGUGCUCAGCUACCCUUACGUGGAGCUGGCGCCCCCCAGCAAGCUCGAGCAACUGGCCCAGGUCAUCCGCCAAUUGGAGGCCAUACACAGCGUUGGCUUUGUGCACGGCGACAUUCUCCCUCGCAACAUUCUUUUUUGCAGUGCCUGGGAGGGGCAUCCAGCGGCCUUUCUCAUUGAUUUUGAUCUCGGCCGGUUUCUCGUCGACAACCCUGUCUAUGUCUGCAAUUUUGCCGUGGAGGCGAGGGCGCUGAAGCCGUAUCGUCACGUGGGUGCAGUGCCAAGUUCGAGGAUGGACAAGAAGCACGAUGGUUUUGCUUUGGCACGUGUCAUGGAGGACUUUUUAGAGGAUGACGACUCUCGUCAGGAGCUGGUGGCUGCGCUGAAGAAGCUUCACCUGGCUGACGCUGCCGAUCUGUGUAUGAAGUGCAAGCUGUUGUCUGAGUUUAAGAUUUCUGUGCCGGGCAAGGCGACCGGAAGUCCUCCCGUGUUACCAAACGAUAUUUUCCAUCGACACGUGGUUUCGUCGCAUUUGCCGGUGCACCACGAGAUGGCUGACGCCAACACUGACCCCGCUGCGGCGCCCGCGGCCGAUGGCCCCGCUGAGGCGUCGGCCGUGCCAAAGAACAAGAGAUAUCGCAAGGAUAAACCUUGGGACCAUGAGGGCAUUGAUCAUUGGAAGAUUGAGCCCUUUACGGAGGAAAUGGGACAGGGUUUGAUGGUUGACGAAACCUCCUUCUGCACCCUCUUCCCAAAGUACCGUGAGCAGUACCUUCGCGAGCAUUGGUCGCGCAUCACAUCGGAGCUUAAGCGUCUCCACAUUGCCUGCGAGCUCGAUCUGAUCGAGGGCAGCAUGACUGUGCGCACAACUCGCAAGACGUGGGAUCCCUACAUUAUCCUCAAGGCUCGCGACCUUAUCAAGCUUCUUGCUCGAAGCGUACCUUUUGAGCACGCUAUCAAAAUCCUCCAAGACGACGUCGCUUGUGACAUCAUCAAAAUCAAUGGCCUUGUGCGCAACAAGGAGCGAUUUGUCAAGCGGCGCCAGCGUUUGAUUGGCCCCAACGGAGCCACUUUGAAAGCCAUUGAGUUGCUGACCGAGUGUUACAUUCUUGUGCAGGGUAACACGGUCGCCUGCAUGGGCCCCUUCAAAGGUUUGAAGCAAGCACGUCGCGUCGUGCUGGAUUGCAUGAACAACAUUCAUCCCGUGUACAACAUCAAGGCCAUGAUGAUCAAGCGUGAACUCAUGGCCAACGACGCUCUGAAGGAAGCUAGCUGGGAUCGAUUCUUGCCCAAAUUCAAGACGUCGAACAUCAAACGCAAAAAGCCCAAGUUUAAGAAGAAAGAGUACACACCCUUUCCCCCAGCUCCUCAGCCUUCGAAGAAGGAUCUCAUGCUCGAGAGCGGUGAAUACUUUCUCAAGCCUGAAGAGCGUCAAGCCGCCCUUACGCAGAAGAAAAAGGAUCAAGCAGCUCAAAAGGCGGCCGCGAACCAAGCAAAACGCCAGUCGGCAUAUGAAACACCGGCUGAGGCUGAUCGCCCCGCCAAGCGGAAUCGGGCCAGCGCUCCCGAAAGCAAGCACGUGGACGUUGCGGCCUUCAAGGCCAAAAUGGAAGCAUCCAAGCCCAAAGCCUCCUCAGCGGCCACUACCAAAGAUGACUUUGUCAUCCAGAGCAAGAAGCACAAGAAGAGCAAGAAAAAACACAGCGAUGCGUAAAGAAAGCCCUUUGGUUCUCGCUGCGCGAGACUGCUUGCUGCUUUUGCCCUGAAGAUGAAACGCUCCCUGCGGGAGGUUGCUUUGGAAGGCUUUUCUGGCCCACGACCGCUCGGCAAGCCCCAGAACGUUUCAGUGUGUGCCACUCUUUGUCAGCCUUUUUUCGUUUUGUCAGUUCUCUUGUUGCUGCUGACCUCUGGCUGACUUGUUUUCCUGAUAAUCUAUUGCCGAGUGGAGCGCUGCUGCUCUGCAUCAACAAAUCGAUCUGCGACCGUG